GUCACCCAGGUGCUCGUCCCGCCCUCCGGCUCCCUGCUGGGCCUGGCGAGGCCGGGGAGGUGGGUGGAGCCGAGGCCACGUCCUCCAAUGAGGACGAGGCAGAGGCGGGCCCACUGGAGAAGGAGCAUGGCGUGGACUCACCUGAAAAAGCGGGCCCUGGAUGCAGUCAUCAUCCUGGGGGGUGGAGGACUUUUCUUCACCUCUUACCUGACAGCCAAGGGAGAUGAGCGUUUCUAUGCUGAAUACCUGAUGCCAGUCCUGCAGGGACUGCUGGACCCAGAGUCAGCCCACAGGUUGGCUGUUCGCCUCAGCUCCCUGGGACUCCUUCCUCGAGCUACAUUUCAAGACUCUGACAUGCUGGAAGUGAAAGUCCUGGGCCAUAAAUUCAGAAAUCCAGUAGGGCUUGCUGCAGGCUUUGACAAGCACGGGGAAGCAGUGGACGGACUUUACAAGCUGGGAUUUGGUUUUGUUGAGGUAGGAAGUGUGACCCCACAGCCUCAGGAAGGAAACCCUAGACCCAGAGUCUUCCGUCUCACUGAGGACCAAGCUGUCAUUAACAGGUACGGAUUUAACAGCCAUGGACUCUCAGCGGUUGAACGCAGAUUACGGGCCAGACAGCAGAAGCAGACCAAGCUCACUGCAGUGAUGUUUACAGACGGGCUGCCUCUGGGAAUAAACCUGGGAAAGAACAAAACAUCGAUGGAUGCUGCUGCUGACUACGCAGAGGGUGUCCGCAUCCUGGGCCCCUUGGCUGACUACCUGGUGGUGAAUGUGUCCAGUCCCAACACUGCUGGUCUGAGGAGCCUGCAGGGAAAGGCUGAGCUGCGCCGCCUGCUGACCAAGGUGCUGCAGGAGAGGGAUGCCUUGGAGGGACUGCAGAAGCCAGCAGUGCUAGUGAAGAUUGCCCCUGACCUCACAGCCCAGGACAAGCAAGACAUUGCCAGUGUGGCAAGAGAGUUGGGCAUCGAUGGAUUGAUUGUCACUAACACCACAGUGAGUCGCCCUGCUGGCCUCCAGGAUGCUCUGCGCUCUGAGACAGGAGGGCUGAGUGGGAAGCCGCUGCGAGAUCUGUCCACUCAAACCAUCCGGGAGAUGUACGCCCUCACCCAAGGCAGGAUUCCCAUCAUCGGGGUAGGCGGUGUGAGCAGUGGGCAGGACGCGCUGGAGAAGAUCCAGGCCGGGGCCUCGCUGGUGCAGCUGUACACGGCCCUCACCUUCCAGGGGCCGCCCGUCGUUGUCAGGGUCAAGCGUGAGCUGGAGGCACUCCUAAAAGCGCAGGGUUUUAAGACGGUCACAGAUGCCAUUGGAGCAGAUCAUCGGAGGUGAUGAUGCCUGUCAGAAGACCCAUCUGGAACCUUCUUAGCAACUCAGACGAACCUUGUGACUGGGUUGUGAGAAGAAGGAUCUCUCUUGAGCCAUGUCCCUUGAACUGUGGCUAUGUGGGAUUGUACAAACCAGUCAUGGGCAUCACCAGAGUCAGCAAAGACUUUGGUUAGACUGAGAACUAUACCAUAACUUUCUGGACCUAAAUUCUGGGAUCCUUCAAUAUCUUAAGGACAUUGACUAUUUGGGGGUAAAAAGUCAUAGAAAAAAUAAAACCAUUUAAAUCAUG
Nannospalax galili (Upper Galilee mountains blind mole rat) is the source of this 1612-nucleotide messenger RNA. RefSeq names its product dihydroorotate dehydrogenase (quinone) (gene Dhodh). The coding region runs from base 88 to 1326 and encodes 412 amino acids. Gene Ontology annotation, molecular function: dihydroorotate dehydrogenase activity. Gene Ontology annotation, biological process: pyrimidine ribonucleotide biosynthetic process; 'de novo' pyrimidine nucleobase biosynthetic process. The record is from RefSeq and is a predicted model, not a curated record. NCBI's taxonomy places the organism in Eukaryota, Metazoa, Chordata, Mammalia, Rodentia, Spalacidae. The transcript has 9 exons. Gene Ontology annotation, cellular component: mitochondrial inner membrane; cytoplasm.